AAUAUAUUUUUUUAAAGAGGAAUAAAACAACAACACACAAAAGGAACUACAUAAUGUUUUUUUUUAAGAAGAAACGUGGUCAAUGAAACACACAUAGUUUUCUUCCAUUUUUAGUUAUAAAAACAAACGAAAGUAAACUACAGCUCUAAAAUGCAAAAAUACUCUUGUUUUGUUUUGUUUAAUGGUUUUUAUCUCCUUUUCAAAAUGUGAAUACAUGAUGAAUUUUUUUGAGUUGUCCAUAAGAUCCAAUGAGAAUGCUAAGUUCUACAACACCAAAAAAAAUCUUAUCCAAAAACAUUCAUAAAAACAAUGGUCACCUCACAUAAUAGUAUAUGACUCUUUAACAAAAUACAAUGCUUAUCACGCCGGUGAGUCCAUGCUGCAACAUAGCCGGAUUAUUCCUUUUCCGGCGCAUUUCCCGGCAGAUUUUUCUAAAGACCGAAUCACCAUCACGCACAAACUCGACUAGCCUUAAAACCAUUUCAACCGUUCCUGCGACGGCGCGAGCUUCGAAGCCACUACGGUGCGGUGCUCGGAGAAGGGUGAGAGACGACGGAGAAGAUGAAGAUGAAACGUACGGAUACAACGAGGAGAUAGCGAUGCUGGAGACUUAUAGCCAAACGUGUAGAGACGAAGCGCUUAUCGUGACGGCCAAGGUUGACGGUGAAGAGGUCGAAGUUCUCAUCUUCAAAGGAUUCUCGUCGUGUCUGAGCGGGGAGACGGCGGUGGAUCCGGCGAGGAGUGUGUUGCCGGAGAGAGCAGUGAUUACAAAGAUAGAUAGAGUGAGAGGUCCUUUUGAUCCUUCACAGAUUCAUUACAUUCAGAAAGGACUCUCUUUUCAAGCUUUCAAGGAGACUAUGGUCAAGUAAUAUUCUAGAAGAUAUAUAUACACUGUGUAUCAAGAAGAGUGUUAUGGUCAAUGAAUGUUUCCUUUGAAUUAGUAAAGAGAAGCAUGCUAACUUAA
Messenger RNA from Brassica napus (rape), 964 nucleotides. RefSeq lists its product as uncharacterized. NCBI's taxonomy places the organism in Eukaryota, Viridiplantae, Streptophyta, Magnoliopsida, Brassicales, Brassicaceae. Bases 354 to 869 code for a protein of 171 amino acids. Gene Ontology annotation, cellular component: chloroplast. The record is from RefSeq and is a predicted model, not a curated record. The transcript has a single exon.